ACCCUACUGGGUAGCUUAGCGCAGCCGGAGCCCUAGGGAGCGGAGGCGCCCUACAACCUUCGCCCCCGGCCGGAUGGCCAGCUCCGCCUCUUCUCGUAUCUUUCCCACAUCCCAAAAUGGCGGCGGAGGUGGAUUUUGGCGACCUAGAGCUGUUUGAGGCGUUUGACCACCCAGAGGAGUCGAUUCCGAAGCCCGUUCACACCCACUUCAAGGACGACGACGGCGACGAGGAGGACGAGAAUGGGGUCGGAGACGCGGAGCUGCGGGAGCGGCUCCGGCAGUGCGAGGAAACCAUCGAGCGGCUCCGCGCCGAGAAUGAAGAACUUAAAAGAAAAUUGAACAUUCUGACUCGACCAAGUGGAAUAUUGGUGAACAAUACUAAGUUAGAUGGACCUUUAUUACAGAUUCUAUUUAUGAACAAUAUUAUUUCAAAGCAAUAUCAUCAAGAAAUAGAGGAAUUUGUAUCAAAUUUAGUAAAAAGAUUUGAGGAACAGCAGAAAAAUGAUGUGGAAAAGACUUCCUUUAAUCUUUUGCCCCAGCCAUCCAGCGUUAUGCUAGAAGAGGAUCAUAAAGUAGAGGAAUCCAGUGCCGUUAAAAGCAACAAGGAAGCUUUUAGUGUUGUAGGAAGUGUCCUGUAUUUUACUAAUUUUUGCCUUGAUAAAUUGGGGCAACCGCUACUAAAUGAAAACCCUCAGCUUACGGAAGGAUGGGAAAUACCCAAGUACCAGCAAGUCUUCAGCCACAUUGUUUCUCUAGAAGGGCAAGAAAUACAAGUAAAGGCAAAAAGGCCAAAGCCUCACUGUUUCAAUUGUGGUUCUGAAGAGCAUCAAAUGAAAGAUUGCCCAAUGCCUCGGAAUGCUGCUCGAAUAAGUGAAAAGAGGAAAGAGUAUUUGGAUGCCUGUGGUGAGACAAACAAUCAGAAUUUUCAGCAGCGGUACCAUGCGGAAGAAGUAGAAGAAAGAUUUGGAAGAUUCAAGCCAGGAGUUAUUAGCGAGGAACUCCAGGAUGCACUGGGUGUGACGGACAAGAGUCUUCCACCUUUUAUAUAUCGAAUGCGCCAGCUGGGGUACCCGCCAGGCUGGCUCAAAGAGGCCGAACUAGAGAAUUCAGGGCUUGCACUCUAUGAUGGAAAAGAUGGUGCUGAUGGAGAGACAGAAGCUGGAGAGGUACAGCAAAACAGAAGUGUCACUUAUGAUCUCUCGAAAUUGGUAAACUACCCAGGUUUUAAUAUAUCCACUCCCAGAGGAAUUCCAGAUGAAUGGAGGAUGUUCGGUUCCAUACCAAUGCAGGCAUGCCAGCAGAAGGACGUGUUUGCCAAUUACCUAACUUCUAACUUCCAAGUGCCGAGCAUGCGGUCCAGCAUCAAGAGGUGUGGGUCUCGGUCCAGCCCUGGCAGCCCGAAGAAGCAGAAGAGGGAAGGCAGCCUGGCAGCCUCGCCCACCGACAUGGAGCUCGACUCGGAUGCGGAGGUCCCACACGGUUCCCUGAGCAGCGGAGCUUUUCAGUUUCAGCCCCCACUGCCCCCUGGCACUCCUCCCCCGCUCCCCCAGGGCACCCCUCCGGCCACCUUCACUCCUCCGCUCCCCAAGGGCACCCCGCCGCUGACUCCCAGUGACUCACCCCAGGCGCGAGCGGCAUCUGUGCCCAUGGACGAGGAUGCUCUGACCCUGGAGGAACUGGAAGAACAGCAGAGGCGGAUAUGGGCGGCCCUGGAGCAGGCUGAGAGCACCAACAGUGAUUCUGAUGUCCCCGUCGACACACCUGUGACUGGGAAUUCGGUCGCCUCUUCACCUUGUCCAAACGAGCCAGACCUCCCUGUCCCGGAGGGAAAAACAUCUGAGAAGCAGGUGCCAGAUGAGGCUGAGGUACCAGACACUUGUUCAAAACAGUCCGAAGCGGAACCAUCCUCCAGUCCGGAUCCUGAGGCUGCCUCGCCCGGUCAGAAGGAAAAGGAAGAGUUUGCUCAGGCGGACGCCAAAGAUGCUCCUCUGGACAACGGCCGCGUGGAGUCCCCAUCACAGGAGUCCCCCUGUGAUGUCAGGAACGGAGGCAGCAGCCAGAAGCCCCUUCACAGGGACAUCAGCCCUCCAACAGCCACUAAAACCCAUAGUCCUGUCCCCGACAUGAGCAAGUUUGCAACCGGGAUAACACCAUUCGAAUUCGAGAAUAUGGCGGAAUCUACUGGAAUGUACCUCAGGAUAAGAAGCUUGUUGAAGAACUCGCCCCGAAACCAGCAGAGAAACAAGAAGGCUCCUGAAUAACUGGUUGACGUGGCACCCAGAGCUAUUUAUCUGUACCUGUGCGUUCUGUGAAUUAGUACAACUAAGUGGACGGAUAAAAAUGUCUUCCGACUUGUCCCUCCCACGUUUCAAAAUCUAGCCAAGGCUUAUUUGUGGCCUUAAGUCAGGCCUAUUUUAAAGGAUGGAAAGACUGGGCUGGCUGGUUUCCUCUGUUUUAUUCUCACAGAUAGAAACUCGUGGGGGGUGGAUGUCACACGAGCUGGCUUAGAGAUAGUUUAUUAAGUUUACACUAUUUUUGGAUUGUGAGCGUCCGUCAAGCGUGAUGGUUUUUAUCUGUCUUUUGUACAUUGUUUUUCCCUUUCUACAUUUUGCUAAUUAUCCUGUAUGUAAGUUUAGUAUAUCACUUUUUAAAAGAAAAAAAUUCUAACCAUUUUAAAUUCAGAUUUCAACUCUGACAACCAAAUGAGAAAAAUCAGGGAUGAGCAGCUUUAUCCCAUUUGGGGUAUUUUUGUAAGUGAUUUAUUUACACGCAUCAAUUUUAAUAACACUUUUACUUUUUUGUAACUGCGUUCUUCAUAUAAGCUUGCAAUACAGGUAUGGUCAUCUUUGUGUACGAAGGUUUAAUAAAUUAGUUUUCAUACGCGUAAUUUAAGACUUUGAAUACAAAGAAAUGAUUCGCAGUUAAAUUGGUAUAUGCAACCUUGUAAGUUCGGAAGUAAAUUAUGUGGUCACAAAGGAACUAUAAGAAAUUGCAGAUUUGGGUAUUUUCACUGGAUUUCAGCCUUAAAAAUAGAAACAGCAGAACCUUUUAAAGUAAUUUGAAAAAAAAUAAAUGGACGGCAGCUAGCCUUUAUACAAAAAUAAUUUUCUAGAUUUGAAUCCCGUGGUAAUGCGUAGUUAAAAAGUAGACAUAAACAAAUUGUGUUCAAUUGUCAGAUAUAGAAGAUAGAGCUGAAACUAUGUUUUUUGUCUUUAUGUGGAAUGCUGUUACAUCUCUACAGAGGAGGCCAAUGAAAAUAAACAUUUAGAUAAUCUUGAAUUA
Messenger RNA from Vicugna pacos (alpaca), 3282 nucleotides. The record is from RefSeq and is a predicted model, not a curated record. NCBI's taxonomy places the organism in Eukaryota, Metazoa, Chordata, Mammalia, Artiodactyla, Camelidae.